AUGCUCGCAGUGAGAAGGAUGCUGCAACAAGCGCUGCGCGUGUCGGCCCGAGGCGCCUUCCCGCUGCUCAAAUGGAUGGAACGCUGCACGGAGCGCGUGUCCGCGGGGCACCAGGGCGCGAGGACCCUGGACCAGAUGCCCGGACCCAACGUGCUCAGCUUCGCCUGGGACCUUUUUGCCAAACGAGGGUUGUCCAGACUGCACGAGCUGCAGUUGGAGGGUCUGCAGAGGUACGGUCCCAUGUGGAAAGCAAGCUUCGGCCCGAUCUUGACGGUUCAUAUAGCUGACCCAGGGCUGAUCGAGCAGGUGCUGAGACAGGAGGGCCUUCACCCCAUGAGGUCCGAACUGUCCUCCUGGAAAGACUAUAGACAGCUACGUGGGCACCACUACGGCCUGCUCACUGCUGAAGGGGAGGAGUGGCAGACGGUGAGGAGUCUUCUGGGGAAGCACAUGCUCCGCCCCAAAGCGGUCGAGGCGUACGAUCAAACCUUAAACAGCGUCGUCUCAGAUCUCAUCGACAAACUGCGAUUCUCCAGAAAGAAGAGCGGACUGGUGCCGGACAUCGCCAGUGAAUUCUACAGAUUUGGACUGGAGGGCAUCUCUUCCGUCCUGUUCGAGUCCCGGAUCGGCUGCUUGGACCCUGUGGUCCCCGAGGAGACGGAGCGCUUCAUUCAGUCCAUUAACACCAUGUUUGUGAUGACCCUCCUCACCAUGGCCAUGCCUCAGUGGCUCCACCAGAUCUUCCCCAAACCCUGGAGCAUCUUCUGUCAGUGCUGGGACUACAUGUUUGACUUUGCUAAGGGCCACAUUGACCAGCGGAUGGCAGCAGAGGCGGAGAAAGUGUCGCGGGGGGAGAAGGUGGAGGGGCGGUACCUGACCUACUUCCUGUCCCAAACCGGUCUCCCCAUGAAGACCGUCUAUAGCAACGUGACAGAGCUGCUGCUGGCUGGAGUCGACACGAUCUCCAGUACUUUGUCAUGGUCCCUGUAUGAACUGUCCCGUCACCCCGAGGUGCAGUCCAGACUUAGGGGCGAGGUGCUCAAAGUUCUGGGUGAUCGUCGGAUCCCAAACGCGGCUGAUGUGGCCCAGAUGCCCCUCCUCAAAGCCACAGUCAAAGAAGUGCUCAGGUUGUAUCCAGUUAUUCCCGGCAACGCCCGAGUCAUCACAGAGAGAGACAUCCAGGUCGGAGGUUACGUCAUCCCCAAAAAGACCCUGAUCACCCUGUGUCACUUUGCCACAUCCCGGGACCCUGCAGUUUUCCAGAGUCCCGAUGAGUUCCUGCCGGAACGCUGGUUAAACCGGGAUCAGUCGCACCAUCCCUACGCCUCCGUGCCCUUUGGGGUUGGGAAACGCAGCUGCAUCGGACGCCGCAUCGCAGAACUGGAACUGUACCUCGCCAUCUCCAGGAUCCUGCUCGAGUUCGAUGUGAAGCCUGAUCCUGGGGGUGUCUCUGUGAAACCGAUGACCCGAACACUCCUGGUCCCAGAAAGUCAAAUCAAUCUGCAGUUUAUCGAGCGAUGACCCUCCCCUCUUCCUCUUCCUCUCUCUCCUCCUCUUCCUCCUCGUCCCUCCUCCUGAACAUGGACGCGCUAUACGAGACUGAACGCACUAAAAGAGGAGCAGGUAUUAUCUCGCAUCACCUCCAGGGGUCAUGUUUGGAUGCACCUUCACCCCAGAGACAGAACUCCGACCUGGGGCAAGAGUGAGACCGCGUGGGGGUCAGACAGCGGAGAAAAGUGGAGCAAUAGAUCAUUAACACAGUUUUAGUUUUUAAACAGCUCAGUGGAACUUUCUCUCUUUCAUUUACCUAUUUAUCUCAAGAUGAUAAGACUCCAAAUAUUUAAAGAGGGGGUAUUAUUCAAAAUCGACUUGCUGGAUCUUUUGACCAUGUUAUAAUGUUCUUCCCUCAUCAAAAACAUGCCUGAAGAUGUUUAUAUGUCAUCCAUGCAUGUUUGAGUAAUCUAGCGAUCUCUCUUAGGUCCUAUUUGACCCUCUUUAUUAUCAGUAGAAUUCUCUCCAAUAUUCCACCCAUAAAGCCUACGCUACAUCACCCAUGCUCCCCCAUGGCAAUUCUCCAUAAAUAUACAAAAACAUGAUACAAAACAAUACACUACAACUUCACAAACCUGAUGUGAUGUGCAGUAGUUUAAUUAGCAGGAUGCACGUUGAUUGUGUUGUGAUAGCGCUCAGAAGGGGGAGUGAGUUAGUGCAAGGAGCAAAGGGAGAGAGACUCAAUUAGCAAUGAGUACCCCAUAGAAGUGUAAUAAGUAUUAUACCCCCUCUUUAAAAUCAAGAGAAAAAGUGUUUUUGUUUUCUGAAAUGUUUUAAAAUGAUGCCAGAAAGUUUUUUUUAUUUGCUUUAGUUGUGUAUGUACUGGCCUAUUACAAGAAGAACAUCACCAAACAUUUAUCCCUUUGGAAGCCUCAUUUAAAACUGGGGUUCCUGAUUUUCCUGUGUAUUAGUGAAUUUCAUGUUUCCCCAUAGAUUACAAUGUAAAAGUAGCACUUUGUCACAAAAUCAGACCGCUGUGCGCUGUCUGCAUCAAACUGUAAAACUUGUAUCAAUAUUUUUUUUAUUUCUAAUCUUGUAACUACACAGAUAUUUGACAAACCAGGUCAAAACAAAAGCAUUUUAACACUUAAACAGAACAAUUUCCUCAGACUGAACGUGCAUAGUGACAGGUUUUCUUGUUUUUCUAAUUCUGACUUGGUUUGGUGGAUCGUACCUGUGUUAAAUAUUUAUCUUAUUUUUACAUCAGUUAAGUAGCAGUUUGUGAAGAAAAGUUGAGAAGAAGAAAAUACAGGAAGUAGCACUCAGUUCUAAAACAGAAUACCUCUACCUGUGCCAUUAACACCCAAAAUACCACCACCAAAUUUAGUUUAAACCUUUAUUUAGCAAAAUAAAGGUAUUGUCAUUUAUUUAGAUUAGUCUAAUCAAAGCUAUUCUGCAUUUUAGACAGUCUGGGCCCUUGUUAAUAUUAUGGUUGCUAGGGAACCAUACCUCUACUGUGUCAUAUCUGCUGCCCAGGUCCAAUCAGGAAGUUAAAUUAUGAACUUCACCAAAAUAAAAAAAUAAAAUAAAAAAAACUAGAAAAAACUAGGCAAGAUUUUUAGUAAAACCUUAAAUUAGUUCUCUGUUGUGAAACUAUUAGUCUAACCUGACAUGCAAUUUAAACUAUUUGUAAAAUUUUGACCCCAACCUAUUUAAAGGAGCCCAAAACAAAGAUGUGCUAUGGUCCAGAUAGUAAAACAAGUACGAUUUCAGAAUUAUGAGAAAUUAGCACCAUUUCCGUAGCGAUUACCAAUUUGAAACAAAAAUAUUGCAUCUUUUGAAUGGGAAAAGGUCUCAAAAUGUUGCAUAUAUCACAAGAAGCUGACACCCGUGAAUUGUCAAGUUAAACUACUCCAAAAUAACGACAUAACUUCAUAAUCUGCAACCUGAUUUUUCAUUGUAUUAUUUCCGUAAACCAAAUUUGCACAAUAUGGAAACGUGAUCAUUUGUUCCUAAGAUAUAUUCUUUUAGAUUUUAGAUUUUAAAAUCAUUUUUUGCAAACUUUAAAAAUGCCUAUUAGUGAAAUCUUCUGAUGUCCCACAGCUGAAAAGGCCACUAGAGGGCAGCAGAUCAAAUCUCUUUGGUGCUCUUUCAGUUUAAACUGUUUACUUCCUUAAACUGAUUUUCCUAUUUCAUUUUAUUACACAAUGUACAAUCAGGGGAGUCGACAGGGGAGGCAAAGUGGUCUGUUUUCCAGGGUGUUUUAGGGACCUCCAUCCUGUUCAUUUAUAUUAGAGGGGGCCCAUGUUAAGCUUUUUGCCCCCAACUUCCUGUCGACGUGCUUGUGUACAGUGUAUACAGUUGUCUAGAGUUUCAAAUGGUGCUAUUAACAAUGUUGUGUUUAUAUCAAAUAGACUGUAGGCCACUUACUUAUGGAGUUGCAAUAGCCUUAAACUUCCAAAGCAGUGGUCAGUUUAGUGGUACUUUUUAAUAAAUAUGUGAAUUCAUGAAUCAGCAGGAUGUUUUCUGACAAAUGCAACCAAAUGAAAAUGUGUUUUAAACAUGAGUGUAUAGGUUUAGAACCCAUUUUGUUUAUUGGCCAUUAGCGCUACAAACACCUAAAAGUUUCUGAAAUCUUUAGUUUAGGGUGACCAGACAUCCCCCUUGACCCGGGACAGUCCCAGUUUUGAGCCCUGUGUCCCAGUGGAUCUUUUGCUAUGGAUCAGACCUGGAUGACUGAGGGUUUACGCAAACAUCUUUUGAAAAUCUGGUCACUCUAUUUUAGUUGUAUAUUUUUGAAAUGUUGUUUUUGAACAGUAGCAAACCUCUGCAGCCCCUUGGGUGGCAUUUUCCAUCAAACUCUUGCUAAUUUUAUUGUCUAAAAUCUGUGUAUCUGUUUUAUUUUUAUUUUUCACCUGUUACUUAGCCCCCUUAGUCUAGUCAAACUUCAGGGUCCUAUACCGAAUGGCAGCUGUUUCAACUCGAUUCCUACAAUUUUGGUAUUUUCUUUGUGUAAAUAAACGGGUUCAAACUGUAACUUAGACAAUGCAACUGAUUUUCUAUUUGGUGUCAUGAUUUUGUAAACGUGCAAGCAUACAUCUUUGUUAUGUUUAUAUUUAUUCAACUGUAUUUCUUGCUGUUUUAAAGGCAUUCAAUUUUUUAC
This is a messenger RNA of Periophthalmus magnuspinnatus, 4654 nucleotides long. It is a transcript of the gene cyp27b1, whose product is annotated as 25-hydroxyvitamin D-1 alpha hydroxylase, mitochondrial. The transcript is spliced from 9 exons. Lineage: Eukaryota; Metazoa; Chordata; Actinopteri; Gobiiformes; Gobiidae. Gene Ontology annotation, cellular component: mitochondrial inner membrane. The record is from RefSeq and is a predicted model, not a curated record. Bases 1 to 1521 code for a protein of 506 amino acids. Gene Ontology annotation, molecular function: oxidoreductase activity, acting on paired donors, with incorporation or reduction of molecular oxygen; heme binding; monooxygenase activity. Gene Ontology annotation, biological process: cellular response to peptide hormone stimulus; glucocorticoid biosynthetic process; cholesterol metabolic process.